Messenger RNA from Eruca vesicaria subsp. sativa (arugula), 1037 nucleotides. The record is from the annotation of a GenBank genome assembly. Lineage: Eukaryota; Viridiplantae; Streptophyta; Magnoliopsida; Brassicales; Brassicaceae.
AGAGAGCCCACACUUGUUGGGCUUACGUGGCAGGUUCGGGCAUGUCAACUUGAAGAUGAAUCACAUAAGAGUCAUUGCCCGUUGUGCCCGGAGGAACGUAGUAACAACUACGGGCAGCUUCAUACACUCUCUCUCUUCUCUCUAUAUCUGAGUUUCUGAAAACUCUUCAUUGAUCACACAAAUCUCAAACACUCUUUCAUUCAUGAACAAAGCUCAUCUCUUCUAGUUUCUUUCCUUUAUUCUCCAAUCUAACGUGUUUCAUUUAACGACAGAGUUGACAGAGAGAGAGAGGAUGGAGUGGGAAGAACAAGGUUUGAAGUUGUCGUUGGUGGUUGAUAGCGCUUCAGUGCUAAUGCUCACCGUGUCGGCUCUAACGGCUACUGUGCUUUCCUCUUUGAUAGAGCUUCUCUAUCAGGUUGCUGUCUUGGAGAGUGAUGUUAAAGAUAAUGGAAACGAGGUUGUUGAUGCAGAGGAAGGCAAUGGAACCAAUGAAGAUGGUGAUAGUGGUGAUGAUGAUGGAGGGGAAGAUGAAGAAGGUGGUGAAGAUGAUGGCGCAGAAGAAGUAAAGGAGACUAAGAAAGGAACUGCAAGUGGUCCUGGUGAGAAUGGUGAAGCUGGAGAUGAUGAUGGUGAUGAACCUGAAGGGGGUGACGACAAUGAUGAUGAUGAUGAAAACAAUGAUGAUGAUGAAGAUGAAGAAGAGGAGGAUGACGAUGGUGGUGAAGAAGAGGAAGAGGAGGUGGAAGAGGAGGAAGAGGAAGAAGAAGAAGAAGAUGAGGAGGAAGAGGCGCUACAGCCCCCAAAGAAGAGGAAGAAGUAAACAACCAACCACUUUGAUCUGCUAACGAUUUAGAUUCACAAAAUCAAAACUUGUUUUGGGUUUUUACCUGAAGAGUAUCUUAAGGCAUCAUCAGCUUCUUUAGCAUCCACUGUGUCUCUCUGUUGUUCCAUAAAUCAAAAAGACCUUUGUUUACCGUUGCAGCUCCUUGUUCACCAGUUUAAUCUUUUAUAUAUGUGCAUAUCUAGCCAUUUCAGCG